Molecule: messenger RNA, 2160 nt
Organism: Bursaphelenchus xylophilus (pine wood nematode)
Lineage: Eukaryota; Metazoa; Nematoda; Chromadorea; Rhabditida; Aphelenchoididae
Source: the annotation of a GenBank genome assembly
AUGCAGAGCAUAUUCGGCGCGGCGCUGAGUCUGCUGGCGCUGAAUGUGGCCGUUGUGAGCGGGCAGAAGUGCGCUGAUGGUGUGGACGCGUUUGUGGGUGAGUAAUUUUAGAAUGGGGUGCUACGACUUUUCGGUUCAACGACAAAUACUUUGAGUUGUCUUGAUUCUCAGUUUUAUGCAUUGGGAGGCUAAGCUAAAGCAAGUAAUAUGAUUGCUGGGUCCUAGGAUAGUUACCACCUAUUGUUGGGUAUUUUACGUCUGUCAGGCGGAACUACCAAACUUCGAGCCCGAAUUCCCACGGAAAUCAUCAUUUAUCAUUCAAAUUUGAUUGUACUUUCAUACGUGGAAUUUCCCUAUAUAAGGGCCGUUUUUCACUCAAUAAAUCACUUGAACUCGAGCUCUUGUCUUACGUGUGGUUGUCCCCGGGCCUCUCGACACAUACCAGUCUGUCGGGAAAAUAACGGCGGCUCAUUGCGCGUUGAAAUCGUCCGUCAUCGCUUAGCGACGGCGAGCCGCGGGUGGGGAUUCCGUGCGCGACAAUUAACCUUAACACCCUUAAUCACCAGAAAUUUUCCUGCGGCGAGCCGCCGCCCUUUUCCCGACGGACUGAUAUUACCGCAAUAACAUGAGCGAUUACUUACAAAGUUUCGUUUUGAUAGAGGAGCAAGUUUUGUUCUUUUCUAUGUUACAAUUUUUCCGUUCGCAAAGUCGCUGAAGCGAGUUCUGUAACAUAAAGCAUUGUCUAAGGAAAGUCAGGGUGCGAGCAACACCGAAAAAAUCCUAUUGCACCGUGCAAAAAGCCGGUAAUUGCAGAGUAAAAAGUAACGUUCUGUUUUCGCACAGUGAAUGUCGCAGAAGUCACCAAGGCGAAAGCUAUGUGCAACAAAGAUGCCCUCCCCCUAAUCAAAACACUAUUUUCAGAAUGCGAGGGUGUUUGCAAGUCCGACCCUUCUCUCAACUGCGAGAUAAUCAAUGGGAAAGGAUACUGUUGUAAGUCCAACUUUGUUCUAUGUUAUGAGUCUGUCGGAAAAAUAAUGAGCACAAUGUUGCCGCGCCGAUGGCGUCGCUGAAGUGGAAAGCAAUUUGAUCUUUUCGCGACACAAUUCAUUUUCUCUCGAUGGCGAUGUGAUUUUCGAUGCCACGGAGGGCUCAUUAUUUUCCCGACAUACCUAUAUGAGUGAUCCAGACAUGCCAACCGCCCGGGCUUUUUGCACUCCGGGGCCUGAAGCCCGGCUCAAUCAGAGGUAGACAUGGCCCGUCUUCAAAAUUUCAAAAACCUGGCCCAGCCCUAAGAAACCUAAAAUUUCGGAACCGCUUGCCGUGUCUGGGGUCACCAUUUUCUAACAGUUUUUUAACGUUUCGCAGUCCAACUUUUCUCCUAAUUUGCAGGCGGCUAUGGAACAACAACUGCUGCUCCACAACAACCCACACAACCUGGUGGUGGCGGUGGUGGUGGUAGUGGUGGCGGAGGCUCGUGCAAAGACGUUGUGCCCGACGAAUGUAAACGAAAGUCGUUCUUGUGCAGCCCGCAGAAUUAUGUAAGUGGGUAGUAUGAUGGGAAAUUUUACGCGAUGUUUUAAAAAGUACAGUGCAACAUUUUUGUAAAGCUCGCAUGAUGCGGAAACAAGGCAAAAAUGCACAGAGCGGCGCGACAAAAAAAGCCACGCACUUUUGAACAGGUAGAAAGCAUUGACGUCAAACUGAGAGAAAAUGGCGGCCCUGUCCGAGACUGUCCCUUCUAUCUGACUAUCAGCCUGUGGGAAAAAUAAUGAGCACAAUGUCUCUUCGCCAAGCGCGUCGAUGAAGUGAAAAGCAAUUUGCUUUUGCCGUACCACAAUUCAUUUUCUUGGCGUUGAUGGAAUUGCAAAAGAUUGUUUGCUCUGACACGCGUAUUUAUUUCAGCAAUAUGUCCGUCUGAUGAAGAAGUACUGCAGUCUGACGUGCUCGUACUGUCAGCCCCAACAACAACAAAGACAGCCGGCGCAAAAUAACGCACCGAAGCCACAGCCCAAGCCGCCGGCGCAACAGCAGCAGGCGAAGCCGGCUGUGUCCGGCUGCUCGGACAAGAAUACCAAAUGCGCACAGCAGUCGAGUCUGUGCAAUCAACCGGUAGGUGUCAGGAGCUGUGUCAUGGCACGUGUAAUGAGGGUCCCGCAGUAG